Molecule: messenger RNA, 2301 nt
Organism: Mesitornis unicolor (brown roatelo)
Lineage: Eukaryota; Metazoa; Chordata; Aves; Mesitornithiformes; Mesitornithidae
Product: unconventional myosin-XV-like
Exons: 22
Cellular component (GO): myosin complex
Molecular function (GO): cytoskeletal motor activity; ATP binding; protein binding
Source: RefSeq, a predicted model, not a curated record
AUGCAGUCGCUGUGCAGCCUGCCCAUCGUGCGGUACCAGGAGCCGCAGGAGGAGGACGGGCUGGAGGACAUGACCCAGCUGGAGGACCUCCAGGAAGCCGCAGUGCUGAGCAACAUCCGGACGCGGUUCGAGCGCCAGCUCAUCUACACUUACAUCGGCAGCAUCCUGGUGUCGGUGAACCCGUACCGGCUCUACAACAUCUAUGGGACGGAGCAGGUGCUGCAGUACGAAGGCAGGGCACUGGGCGAGAACCCACCGCACCUCUUUGCCAUCGCGAACGUCGCCUACUCCAAAGUGAUGGAUGCCAAACACAACCAGUGUAUCAUCAUCAGUGGGGAGAGCGGCUCUGGGAAGACUGAAGCCACCAAACUGAUCCUGCGCUACCUGGCAGCCGUCAGCCAGAAACGCAGCACGGCCCCGCAGAUCCUGGAGGCGACCCCCUUGCUGGAAUCCUUCGGCAACGCCAAAACCGUGAGGAACGACAAUUCCAGCAGGUUUGGGAAAUUUGUGGAAAUCUUUCUGGAGAACGGUUUGAUCUGCGGUGCCAUAACCUCGCAGUAUCUGCUGGAGAAGUCCCGCGUGGUCUUCCAGGCCAAGACCGAGCGCAAUUACCACAUUUUCUAUGAGAUGCUGGCAGGGCUGCCCGCCCAACAGCGGCAGCGCUACUGCCUGCAGGGCGCUGAGACCUACUACUACCUGAACCAGGGUGGGAACUGCGAGAUCCCAGGCAAGGACGACGCGGAGGAUUUCCGCCGGCUGCUCAACACCAUGGAGACGCUGAGCUUCAGCAUUGAGGAGCAGAACAGCAUCUUCCGCAUCCUCUCCUCCGUCCUCCACCUGGGCAAUGUCUACUUCGAGAAAUACGAGACCGACUGCCAGGAGAUCGCCACGGUGGUGAGUGCCACUGAGAUCCGGACGGUGGCCGAGCUGCUGCAGGUGUCCCCCGAGGGCCUGCAGAAAGCCAUCACCUUCAAGGUGACGGAAACGCUGCGGGAGAAGAUUUUUACCCCUCUGACCGUUGAAAGCGCCGUGGAUGCCAGGGAUGCCAUUGCCAAGACCCUCUACUCCCUGCUCUUCGGCUGGCUCACGGACCGCAUCAACAAGCUGGUGUACCCGCGGCAAGAGGCCCUCUCCAUCGCCAUCCUGGACAUCUAUGGCUUCGAGGACCUCAACUUCAACAGCUUCGAGCAGCUGUGCAUCAACUACGCCAACGAGUACCUGCAGUUCUUCUUCAACAAGAUCGUCUUCCAGGAGGAGCAGGAGGAGUACAUCCGGGAGCAGAUCGAGUGGAAGGAGAUCCCCUUCAGCGACAACCAGCCCUGCAUCGACCUCAUCUCCCAAAAACCCUACGGCAUCCUCCGGAUCCUGGAUGACCAGAGCUGCUUCCCGCAGGCCACCGACCACACGUUCCUCCAGAAGUGUCACUACCACCACGGCACCAACCCGCUGUACACCAAGCCCAAAAUGCCGCUGCCCGAGUUCACCAUCAAGCACUAUGCGGGGAAGGUGACCUACCAGGUUCACAAGUUUUUGGAUAAGAACUAUGACCAGGUCCGGCAGGACGUGCUGGACCUGUUCAUCAGCAGCAGGACCAAGGUGGUGGCCAACCUCUUCUUCGGCCAUGCCCAGGUGCUGGCCCGGCAGAGGAGCCUGGUGAGGAGGAGCAGCACCAGGACGCGGCGGUACAAGGCCCCCACCGUGGCCGCCCGGUUCCAGCAGUCGCUCCUGGAGCUGGUGGAAAAGAUGGAGAGGUGCAACCCCUUCUUCGUGCGCUGCCUCAAACCCAACAACAAGAAGGAGCCAGGACUCUUUGAGAACGACGUGGUCAGCACCCAGCUGCGGUACUCAGGGAUCCUGGAGACCAUCCGCAUCCGCAAGGAGGGCUUCCCCAUCCGCAUCCCCUUCCUCGUCUUCAUCGACAGGUACCGCUGCCUCGUUGACAUGUGGUCCAAUGUCAUUCCCAACGGCGCCAACUGCGUGGAGAUGCUGAGGAACCUCUGCCCUGUCAGCCCGUCCAUGUACUACGUUGGUGUCACCAAGCUCUUCCUGAAGGAGCAGCUGUACCAGGCGCUGGAGAGCAAGCGAGCCCGUGCCCAUCACUUGGCUGCGCUCACCCUCCAGCGCUACGCCCGCACCUUCUUCAUCAAGAGGCGUUUCCGCUCCCUCCGCCGAAAAAUUGUCCUCCUGCAGAGCCGGGCACGGGGUUACCUGGCCAGGCAGCGGUACCGGCGCAUGCGGCACACGCUCAUCAAGUUCAGAUCAUUGGUGCACAUCUAUGUCAACCGCCGGCGGUACCUCAAG